Theobroma cacao (cacao) is the source of this 2137-nucleotide messenger RNA. RefSeq names its product pentatricopeptide repeat-containing protein At1g11290, chloroplastic-like. Gene Ontology annotation, cellular component: intracellular membrane-bounded organelle. Lineage: Eukaryota; Viridiplantae; Streptophyta; Magnoliopsida; Malvales; Malvaceae. The record is from RefSeq and is a predicted model, not a curated record. Gene Ontology annotation, molecular function: RNA binding; protein binding. Gene Ontology annotation, biological process: RNA modification.
AAGCCUUCUUAAAGGAAAGUAAUAGCAGUAAAAUACUUUGAUAAAUAAGUUUUUAAACGGGUUUCACUACUGUAGUCCAAAUCUUCAAAUUCAACGCCUAGGAUUUCCAUGAUUUUAAGCAAAAUCCGGCGAAACCCAUCUGCUUUUCUUCAUUUCAAUAGCUUCUCCACUUCUUUCAAACCUUCUUCUCCAUGCGUUAAUUCAUAUAAUGCCUCCAAACUCUUGAGCAAGCACUUUAAAGCUGGGAGAAUGCAAGAAGCAGAGAAAUUGUUCGGUCAAAUUCCCCAAAGAAACGUAGUUUUAUGGUCCGUUGUGAUUCACGGGUAUUCAAUAAAUGGGCAUCACAUGAAAUCCAUGGAAUCCUAUUUACAUAUGCGAAACUCGCGUUUAUUUCCAAAUUCUUUCACCGUUGUUGGUCUUCUUGUUGGCAUUCAAGACUUGCAAUUGGGGCAAUCGAUUCAUGGACUAAUUUUGAAAUGUGGAUUAGAUUUUGACUUAGUUGUCUGCACCGCAAUGCUUAAUGCUUAUGCGAAAUGUGGAAAUAUAACCGAUUCAUAUAAAUUAUUUGAGGGACUGCAGAACCCGGGUUUGGUUUCUUGCAAUGCUAUGAUUGCAGGCUUUGUAAACAACGAGCUGUUUGAAGAGGCUGUUUUGCUGUUUAAGAAGCUAAGGAAGUGUGGUUUGGUUCCUAAUGUGGCGACUGCAUUAUCUAUCAUUCAGGGUGGUGUUGGUUUAGGCUUGAGAAAUAUAUGCAAAUUGAUCCAUGGUUUGAUAGUUAAGUUUGGUCUUGGCUCAGAUAUAAGAGUUAAUAAUUCCGUACUUGACAUGUACUCUUGUUUGAUGGAUUUGGAUGCUGCUACAACAAUUUUUGAUGGGAUGGAACUCAAAGAUGUCAUCAGUUGGACAACAAUGAUUGGUUUAUUGGUAAAUCUUGAGUAUGCAACUGCUGCUCUAGAGCUUUUCUGCAAAAUGAAGGAUAGUGGGGUCAGUUAUGAUGCUAUAGUUUUUAUGAAUCUUGUUUCUGCUUGUGCAAUCUUAGGAGAUUUGAGGAAAGGAAAACAAACCCAUGCUCAAGCUGUUGUUUGUGGAUUUGUAUCAGAGCUUCCGCUUGUGAACUCAAUUAUGGCAAUGUAUUCUAAAUGUGGUGAUGUAGAUUCUUCAAGAAUUUUGUUUGAUCAAUCAACUCAGAAGAGUUUAGUUUCAUGGGCAGCAAUAGUUUCAGGAUAUGUACAAAAUGGUUUCUCAAGAGAGGCUCUGAAUCUCUUUAUUAAAUUUAGACUGGAAGAAUACUAUCUCCCAGAUUCAGUAAUGCUGAUGGGUGCAUUAACAGCUUCCUCUGAUAUGGCUGAUUUUGAGCUCUGCCAGCAGCUUCAUUGUUGUGCUUUUGAAGCUGGAUUCUUCUCUUAUAGAUCAGUUCAAAAUACUCUGAUAUCAGCAUAUUCAAAAUGCGGCAACAUGAAACUUGCUUACCUUGUCCUCAAGGAGAUGGGCUAUCUUAAAGAUGUAGUCUCUUGGAAUGCAAUUAUAAAUGGGUAUGGUAUCAAUGGCCAAGGAGAAACUGCCCUUGCUCUAUACCAUGAAAUGAGGGAAGGCAUGGAAGAUGCUGAUAGUGCUACUUAUUUGUCCAUAUUAAAUGCAUGUAGUCAUGCAGGACUGAUAAAUGAUGGCCUGAUGAUUUUCAAUAAGAUGGUGGAAGAUCAUAAAAUAAGGCCUAGCCAAGAACAUUAUGGCUGUAUCAUUGACUUGCUUGCACGAGCAGGCUGCUUAUCUGAUGCAAGCGGGAUUGUUAGUCAAAUAGGGAUUGGUCCUAAUGCUUGGAGGGCUUUGCUUAGUGGCUGCAUGCUUCAUGGUAAUGUGGAGGUAGCUGAAUUUGCAGCAAGGAAGGUUCUUAAACUGGAGCCAAGGGAAUCAGAUGAAGUUGUGCUCCUUUCUAAUGUUUAUGCAUCAGUCGGCAGGUUUCAGGAUGCGGAAGCAUUGAGAUUAGACAUGCAGAAGAAGGCGUUGAUUAAAAAUCCGGGAGUUAGCUUGCUCUGUAGGAUUCCAUAUGACGGAGGCUGAAGAUCCUUAAUUUCCAAAGGAUAGAGAAAAAUAACUGUACUUGGUAUUUGUCAAUGUGCAAAAAGUAUAACUUUGAGUC